AUGUCAUCACUUACUUCAAGUAUGGCUACUGAUUUGGACAGUGACCAAGGCGUAGAGGUCCCAUGGGAUUCAUUCCACUCUGAGAACCUGAAAUUUAUCAGUUACAAUCCCUCAAGCGAUGACCAUUUCUUCAAUUCUAUCCAAGCGUAUUCAUCUUCAAUCAUCAACUUCUGCGCAUCAGCCUCACGGCUGAUGGACCUCAAAUUCACCUCCAGCGUUGCCAGACAUCUCCAGAGGAACUCCCAUUUAUUUGUGAUCAUCAACGAAGUAGACGAGGACGACAUGUUCACAUCUAUCGGUACACUUUUCUUGGAGUCAUCUCAUCGAGAUAUGGCCCACCAUCGGUGCUCCAAGCUGGGAAUCGGCACCUUAAAGGAGUAUCAACACUAUGAAACCGAGGCAGUCAACUGGGUAUUGAACUGGGCAUUCAAUAAUGCUGGUCUACAUCGGGUGGAGGUUAGUGUUCCAUUCUGGAAUACGCGAGCGUACAAGGUGUAUGAGGAGAUUGGGUUUCACACAGAGGGGGCAAGAGUGGAUUGUUAUUUCAAAGACGGCGAGUGGUGGGACGAAACGAAUAUGGCUAUUCUGGAGAAGGACUGGAAGCUACGUCAGGUUGAGAUGAUGAAGUAG
This is a messenger RNA of Penicillium samsonianum, 630 nucleotides long. RefSeq names its product GNAT family N-acetyltransferase. The coding region runs from base 1 to 630 and encodes 209 amino acids. The record is from RefSeq and is a predicted model, not a curated record. NCBI's taxonomy places the organism in Eukaryota, Fungi, Ascomycota, Eurotiomycetes, Eurotiales, Aspergillaceae. Gene Ontology annotation, molecular function: acyltransferase activity, transferring groups other than amino-acyl groups. The transcript has a single exon.